CGCUACCCGGCUGCGUCAGCGCUGGGUAAAUAGAUGACUGGCCAACGGCUCGGGCGGGGCUAUUUAAGAGGCAGCCUCCUGCCCGCCUACCAGGAACUUGGCUCGGCUCCCCCGCUGCUCUGGCAGGAACGCGAAGCCGGUCGUGUCCUGUUCCGAAGCCAUGAACGGUGGCUUGUGCCUGUGCGUGCUGAUGGCUGUCCUGGCGGCGGGCGCCCUGGCGCAGCCCGUGCCUCCCGCGGACCCCGCGGGCCCCUGGGCGCAGCAGGAGGACGAAGCCCCGCGGAGGCAGCUGAGGGCCGUGCGGAGAGUGGACGACGAAUCCCGAGCGCACCUGGGCGCGCUGCUGGCCAGGUACAUCCAGCAGUCUCGGAAAGCUCCUUCUGGCCGAAUGUCUGUAAUCAAGAACCUGCAGAGCCUGGACCCCAGCCACAGGAUAAGUGACCGGGACUACACUGGCUGGAUGGAUUUCGGCCGGCGCAGUGCCGAGGAGUAUGAAUAUACCUCCUAGAAGACCCAGCCUUCAUCAGCACAACAGGAGGCAAACUCCUGACUCAGAGGAGGCAGAAUAAGAAAACAAUCACGCUCAUAACUCGUUGUCUCUGACGUCUGACAUUUAAAGUAUCUAUUUAUUAAGUGUUCAAUGUGAAAAAUCUGUCUGUAACGUUGUCCAAUGUAACCAUGCACCUUAGCACAAAUGUACAAGUGGAAGACAAAAUGUUUCCCUCAUCUGUGACCCACGCUCCCCGUUCUUAAAGUGUUGCUAUGCUAUUAAAGUGAUUUCAUUCUG
Globicephala melas (long-finned pilot whale) is the source of this 787-nucleotide messenger RNA. RefSeq names its product cholecystokinin (gene CCK). Gene Ontology annotation, biological process: digestion. The record is from RefSeq and is a predicted model, not a curated record. Gene Ontology annotation, molecular function: neuropeptide hormone activity. Gene Ontology annotation, cellular component: axon; extracellular region. NCBI's taxonomy places the organism in Eukaryota, Metazoa, Chordata, Mammalia, Artiodactyla, Delphinidae.